AUGAAAGAAAUUAUAAAUUUACUAAAAAGUCUACAAAAAGGGGACAAGAUUCGUUUAAAUGUUCUUAUAAUGAUAUCUGUUAGUCAGGCAAGGCAUAUAGAUCCCCUUGGAAAAAUAAUACUUGCAUAUUACAAAGAUUGUUCUAACAAAGAAGCCAUUAGGUGGUUUCUUGAGACAAUCUGUGAAAAAGAUGAAAAUUAUUUAGAAUUUUUUUCUAGAUAUUCUAAAAUAUUUGAAGGUGUAAAUGACAAAUUAUCUUAUUUACUUAGAGAUUAUAAAAAAGUGAAGAGAGUAAAAUAUCACGAAUCUACUCCAUCUGAAAUUAAAACUAAUAUUGUAAAUAAAGAAGUAAUUAAAGGCAAGCAUAAUGAACCUGCUUUACACAGCAUCUUGUAUGAGAAAAUACAAUGUAAAUUAUGUGGGUUAAGAUACAAAGAAAAUGAUCCCUCGUAUGAUGUACAUAUAGAAGAUCAUAUGAGAAAAAAUAGGGCAAGAAAUGAAAAAGAUGUUUUUAGCAGAGAAUAUUUUUCAACUUUUGAUGGAUGGAUAAAAAAUAUGGAAAGAAUAACUCUAAAUCUUAAGAUUGAUAAAAUCGAAAAAGUGAUUUACAAAGGAGGCACAGUACAUUGUAAAGUGUGUGGAAAUAAAAUCGAAGCACUUUGGGAUGAAGAAGAGGACGAGUUUGUGUUAAAUGAAUGUGUACAAUUAGACGAAGAUGAAUAUUGUCACAAGGCUUGUGUCAUCUAA
Messenger RNA from Vairimorpha ceranae, 747 nucleotides. Its product is annotated as pre-mrna cleavage complex 2 protein pcf11. Gene Ontology annotation, biological process: termination of RNA polymerase II transcription. The transcript has a single exon. Gene Ontology annotation, cellular component: cytoplasm; mRNA cleavage factor complex. The record is from RefSeq and is a predicted model, not a curated record. Bases 1 to 747 code for a protein of 248 amino acids. Lineage: Eukaryota; Fungi; Microsporidia; Nosematidae. Gene Ontology annotation, molecular function: RNA polymerase II complex binding; mRNA binding.